AUGGUGGACAUUUCUCAGUUUUCAGAGUCAAUUCUACAAUUACGGCGGUCCCCCGAUCCAAUUCUUUACCAUAGUAUAAAUUCGGACGCAUACCCUUCGCAUUUCGAUGUCGACUUCUUCGAGACAGAGGGAGAGGAAUCCAUGAGUGCAGAGGAACAGUACAAAGACGCAGGGACUCGUUACUCUCAAGACAGCCUGACGUUCUUGGAUCUUUUGACGCGGAUGAAGGAGUGGGAAAUCACCGAUUUUCUUCUUCGUUCUCCCCUUAGUAUGGCUGCAAUCAAUGAAUUUCUAGCGCUCCCAAUAUGUUUUCUCCUCGCAAUUCUCAAGUCUCUUAUCCUUCUCAUCCACGGAUUGAAGCUUUCAUUCAGUACUGCUAAAGAAUUGCGAAGCCAAGCCGAGAUGCUACCCAAGGGACCAAGCUGGAAGUGUCAAAUUAUCCCAUCUCUCCAUCGCACCAAAACUCCAAUCCAACUUUUUUGGAGGGAUCCGGUCGAAUGCUUAGAAGCCCUCUUCAGCAACCCCCUUUUCCAUGACAAGCUUGAUUUUGUCCCUCGUCGCGUGUACACAACCGCAGCACGGCUUACCCGCGUUUAUUCAGAGUGGCUGACAGGGGAUUUUGCUUGGGAGUUCCAGAGGCACUACAAUUCUUGGUACCAUACUUUCCUCCGACAAACAAAUAUCACCACUAUGACUGGUGCUAGAGUUGCUCAUCCGCUUCUUCUCGGUCUCGCCAAUAUCCACAUGCAAACUCGCAUGAAGCUCUCAUCCAGGGCCUUCCUACUCACAGCACUCCUCCCUAUCCCGCAGUACUUACACUCUAAUCAACGGAUGCGAGGUGUUCUCGAAGACCGCCUCAUACAUCAAUGUCUUUCUAUCGUCUUAAAGCCAUUGAUGAUUGCGGCUGAGAUCGGGAUAAUGUCUGAUCCCGUUGGAAAUGUUCGCCAUUGCUAUACGCCCCUUGCAGCAUACAUCGUUGAUACCCCGGAGGCAUGUAUGCUUGCAUGCGUACACGGGAAAACCUCCCCAUUUACGAUGGCAUCAUAUCUGGAGUUUGGGGACAAUUUUCGUCACUCCGAACCUACAUGCCAUAUCACUCUCGAUCAGCUUGCCAAGAUACACGUUGAUCCCAAUGACCUCGAAGGUUAUUUUGAUGCAUGCACCAUAUAUCGUCUAAAUGGUGUCCAUGCGCCCUUCUGGCAAGAUUGGCCGUUUGCUUGCCCCUCGGUCUUUCUAACUCCAGAGGCUCUGCAUCACUGGCAUAAGCAAUUUUUUGAUCAUGACCUUCAGUGGUGCAUUGCAGUUCUUGGAGCUCAAGAACUCGAUUUUCGAUUCUCGAUUUUGCAGCCAGUCACAGGCUAUCGUCACUAUUCUGGCGGAAUAACGAAGCUCAAGCAAGUUACGGGCAGAGUUCACCGUGAUCUGCAGCGUUACUUUGUCGGUCUCAUCGUCGGUGCAGCCCCUCGUCGAUUCGUGAUCGCGAUCUGUGCCCUUAUGGAUGUCUGGUAUAUGUCACAAUCCCCUUCUCCGGAUGACAAUCUAUUGGCAUCUAUUGACCAAUCUCUUUCGACCUUUCAUCAAAACAAAGAUGUUAUUAUGACAUUGGGCACACGGACCAGUACGAAGAAGACGAUCGACAAUUGGUAUAUACCUAAGCUAGAGUUAAUGCAAAGCAUCACUGCCAGCACACAUAAAGUUGGAGCCCUCAUCCAGUGGUCUGCGGACGCCACUGAACAUGCGCAUGUAUCCAAAAUCAAGGAACCUGCGCGACAAACUAACAAUAAUGAUUAUGACCCUCAGAUUUGCCAUCAUUUAGAUCGACAGGACAAGCUGCGGCGAUUUGCGAUUGCUAUGACAUUGAAGAGUGGUGUCGUUGAUCCAGACCCCGAAGAAUUACCCAUGGAGGAGGGAGACGAUGAAGACAUUGCUGAGCUUGAAGAACCGUCUACUGAUCAACGAACUGCACUCCUGGAGGGGCUUAAUCGCACACGUGUUACUACUAACUACUUCCUCAAAGCUAAGGAGGCGGCUACUGUACCUCAUGGACCUAGCCCUCAUCCUCCUUGA
Messenger RNA from Suillus fuscotomentosus, 2067 nucleotides. RefSeq lists its product as uncharacterized. The transcript has 5 exons. The record is from RefSeq and is a predicted model, not a curated record. NCBI's taxonomy places the organism in Eukaryota, Fungi, Basidiomycota, Agaricomycetes, Boletales, Suillaceae. The coding region runs from base 1 to 2067 and encodes 688 amino acids.